CUGGGUGGUUAUUCGAGUCUGGGUGGUUAUUCGAGUCGAUUCGAUCCGAUUCGAGUCGAUUCGAGUCGAUUCGAGUCGAUUCGAGUCGAUUCGAGCCGAUUCGAGCCGAUUCGAGUCGAUUCGAGCCGAUUCGAAUCGAUUCGAAUCGAUUCGAAUCGAUUCGAAUCGAUUCGAGGCAUUUUUUUAAUUUUUCUGGGUGGUUAUUCGAGUCUGGGUGGUUAUUCGAGUCGAUUCGAUCCGAUUCGAGUCGAUUCGAGUCGAUUCGAGUCGAUUCGAGUCGAUUCGAGCCGAUUCGAGCCGAUUCGAGUCGAUUCGAGCCGAUUCGAAUCGAUUCGAAUCGAUUCGAAUCGAUUCGAAUCGAUUCGAGGCAUUUUUUUAAUUUUUCUGGGUGGUUAUUCGAGUCUGGGUGGUUAUUCGAGUCGAUUCGAUCCGAUUCGAGUCGAUUCGAGUCGAUUCGAGCCGAUUCGAGCCGAUUCGAGUCGAUUCGAGCCGAUUCGAAUCGAUUCGAAUCGAUUCGAAUCGAUUCGAAUCGAUUCGAGGCAUUUUUUUAAAUUUUUCUGGGUGGUUAUUCGAGUCUGGGUGGUUAUUCGAGUCGAUUCGAUCCGAUUCGAGUCGAUUCGAGUCGAUUCGAGUCGAUUCGAGUCGAUUCGAGCCGAUUCGAGCCGAUUCGAGUCGAUUCGAGCCGAUUCGAAUCGAUUCGAAUCGAUUCGAAUCGAUUCGAAUCGAUUCGAGGCAUUUUUUUUUAAUUUUUCUGGGUGGUUAUUCGAGUCUGGGUGGUUAUUCGAGUCGAUUCGAUCCGAUUCGAGUCGAUUCGAGUCGAUUCGAGUCGAUUCGAGUCGAUUCGAGCCGAUUCGAGCCGAUUCGAGUCGAUUCGAGCCGAUUCGAAUCGAUUCGAAUCGAUUCGAAUCGAUUCGAAUCGAUUCGAGGCAUUUUUUAAUUUUUCUGGGUGGUUAUUCGAGUCUGGGUGGUUAUUCGAGUCGAUUCGAUCCGAUUCGAGUCGAUUCGAGUCGAUUCGAGUCGAUUCGAGUCGAUUCGAGCCGAUUCGAGCCGAUUCGAGUCGAUUCGAGCCGAUUCGAAUCGAUUCGAAUCGAUUCGAAUCGAUUCGAAUCGAUUCGAGGCAUUUUUUUUUAAUUUUUCUGGGUGGUUAUUCGAGUCUGGGUGGUUAUUCGAGUCGAUUCGAUCCGAUUCGAGUCGAUUCGAGUCGAUUCGAGUCGAUUCGAGUCGAUUCGAGCCGAUUCGAGCCGAUUCGAGUCGAUUCGAGCCGAUUCGAAUCGAUUCGAAUCGAUUCGAAUCGAUUCGAGGCAUUUUUUUAAUUUUUCUGGGUGGUUAUUCGAGUCUGGGUGGUUAUUCGAGUCGAUUCGAUCCGAUUCGAGUCGAGUCGAUUCGAGUCGAUUCGAGUCGAUUCGAGUCCGAUUCGAGCCGAUUCGAGUCGAUUCGAGCCGAUUCGAAUCGAUUCGAAUCGAUUCGAAUCGAUUCGAAUCGAUUCGAGAUUCGAGGCAUUUUUUUAAUUUUUCUGGGUGGUUAUUCGAGUCUGGGUGGUUAUUCGAGUCGAUUCGAUCCGAUUCGAGUCGAUUCGAGUCGAUUCGAGUCGAUUCGAGUCGAUUCGAGCCGAUUCGAGCCGAUUCGAGUCGAUUCGAGCCGAUUCGAAUCGAUUCGAAUCGAUUCGAAUCGAUUCGAAUCGAUUCGAAUCGAUUCGAAUCGAUUCGAGGCAUUUUUUUUAAUUUUUCUGGGUGGUUAUUCGAGUCUGGGUGGUUAUUCGAGUCGAUUCGAUCCGAUUCGAGUCGAUUCGAGUCGAUUCGAGUCGAUUCGAGUCGAUUCGAGCCGAUUCGAGCCGAUUCGAGUCGAUUCGAGCCGAUUCGAAUCGAUUCGAGGCAUUUUUUUUUAA
Molecule: messenger RNA, 1885 nt
Organism: Caenorhabditis angaria
Lineage: Eukaryota; Metazoa; Nematoda; Chromadorea; Rhabditida; Rhabditidae
Source: the annotation of a GenBank genome assembly